Molecule: messenger RNA, 333 nt
Organism: Heterobilharzia americana
Lineage: Eukaryota; Metazoa; Platyhelminthes; Trematoda; Strigeidida; Schistosomatidae
Source: the annotation of a GenBank genome assembly
AUGGCUCCGACGGCUAAGACUGCGACUGGCUCCAAGAAAAAAGCGUUGGAGUCUAUCAACAGCUGCUUAGCGCUGGUAAUGAAGAGCGGUAAAUGCUCCAUUGGGUUGAGGCAGACACUUCGUCUUCUGCGGAAAGGCGGUGCUAGACUGAUAAUAAUCGCCAAUAAUGCUCCUCCACUAAGGAAAACUGAAAUAGAGUACUACGCAAUGCUGUCGAAAACUGGAGUACAUCAUUAUAAUGGGACCAACCGCGACUUAGGAACUGCAUGCGGGAAAUAUUUCAGAGUGAGCACUUUGGCUAUUGAAGACGCAGGUAAUUUACUUUCACUGUAG